AUGGAAUCAAGUACAUAUGGGGAAAACGAUGUGUUGCAAGAUAAUACUUCGGUAUUAGAGGAAAAAGAAAAGGCAGCUAAAUCAUGCUGUGCUAAGGGGAACAAUCUCCCAUGUGUUCUAUAUACAUUUCUUGCUUCUAUGGCAUUGACGGCUGCUCUUUUGAAUACUUGCUUCUUAGCGUCUCUUAUAGAAAAGAACACAGAUGUGGAUAAGCCAGUCUGUUUGGUAGGACUGGAUGAAAAAGGGCUAGAAGAAGAAGAAGAACGGAAAAGGCACACUUGGAAUAAUUGGAUGAUAACAUUGGAGGAGGAUUUCAAUGAAUUCUAUUUUUUGUUGGAUAAGGACAAAAAGGAAUGGCUUCUCAACAUAGAAGGGGAAUGGGAACAAAUUAUACAAGAAAUGGAAAAUAAAUGGACGACUGAUGAAAAAAGCUUAGACAGCAGCGGUUAUGUAUCUGAUAUUCUGGAAGAAUCAUCAACAUGGAAUAAUUCCCAGUGGGAGGAUUGGAUUAGAACAAAAGGGAGUCAACUUAUGGAAAUUGAAUGGGAAGGUUGGGUUAAUGAAAAAGAUUCCUUGCUUAAUGAGAUGAUUGUGAAAAAAUGGAUUGAGUGGAAGAAUUCAAAAAUAAUGUCAUGGGUUACGAGUAAAUGGAAAACUGAUGAAGACUGUUAUUGGGCGGAUUGGGAAAAAAACAAAUCAUACAAAUCGUUGAAUAUAACAGAGAGAGCGAAGUGGCUAAAAUGGAAAGAAAGAACCAGUAGAGAGUCUGCCGAGUGGACAAAUUGGAUUAACAUUAAAGAAUGUGUGUACAUACAUAACGAGUGGAAUAAAUGGACAGAUUGGAAAAAUAAUAAAAGAACGCACUUUAAAAUAUGGAAAGAUUUAUUUAUUGACAAGUGGGUUAAAGAAAAACAGUGGCUUGCUUGGACAUUAAAGCGUGACAAUCAAAUUAAUGAUACACCUUAA
Plasmodium fragile is the source of this 966-nucleotide messenger RNA. RefSeq lists its product as uncharacterized. The coding region runs from base 1 to 966 and encodes 321 amino acids. The record is from RefSeq and is a predicted model, not a curated record. The transcript is spliced from 2 exons. Lineage: Eukaryota; Apicomplexa; Aconoidasida; Haemosporida; Plasmodiidae.